AUGCCAGAGUAUAGUAAAAGCAUUUGUCUUGAUGAAAUUAAUAUUUCAUUUGCUACAUCAGCUGUAUCUAAAUUAAAAGAGUCAAAUGCUGCAUUAAAAAGAUCAGGAUGGGGAAGAAAGUUAAAAUCCAUUCAAUCUAAAGCAGAACAAGAAUUAAAGGAAAGAGUAGAAAAAGCAGAGUCUGUUGAACUAACAAAAAUUGACGAAAAUAAAGGUUUUGUUAACAGUUGUUUAGAACUUGCUUGGUCACAAAUUCAAAAUUUUCUAAUAAAAGUAUUAAAUAACAGAAUAUUUGAAUCAGAACAUUCCAAACAAAAAGAGGAUGUAGGAGAAUUAUUUUCGUUUGCUAAUUGUAAUGUUGGUGGUGAAAAGGAAGAAAAUCAAAACGAAAAAUAUAAACUAGCAAAGAAAACUCUUACUAAAGAAAACAUCAAAAAACUUAUCGUUUCCUUAGAAUCUUUUAUUAAAGAUGUAAGUAAAACUUGUCAAUUUGAACCUGAUAAAUUUAAUCAAUUAAGAAAUAUUAUUUCUAUGAAGAAAGACGAUUUAGCACAUAAUUUAUUCGAUGACUAA
Molecule: messenger RNA, 573 nt
Organism: Entamoeba histolytica HM-1:IMSS
Lineage: Eukaryota; Evosea; Mastigamoebida; Endamoebidae
Exons: 1
Coding region: 1-573 (190 amino acids)
Source: RefSeq, a predicted model, not a curated record